Psylliodes chrysocephalus is the source of this 639-nucleotide messenger RNA. Lineage: Eukaryota; Metazoa; Arthropoda; Insecta; Coleoptera; Chrysomelidae. The record is from the annotation of a GenBank genome assembly.
AUGGACACCGUUACUUACAUUGUGUUUAUAAAAAGAGUAUUUAAGCAACUGAAUAGAGAACUAGAUCAAAAACUUCUUGAAACAGUGCCACAAACCAGAAAUAUAUUUUCCACCUCAUUAUGCACAUCAUCGUUGGUAAAUAAACUAAAAUCUCUUAGAAGGCUAUAUAUGGCUAUUUUCGACAGCUUUCAAAGGACGAAAAGUUUUACCAGCAGCGCUGUCGGAACUACUGUCAUGGGCAACUUUUUGAUAGCCAUUUGGAUUUUGGGAAUAACAUGUUUAGCGAUUAUAGGAAGUCGGACUAUUGAUGUCAUGGAUUACGUAAUUUUUUUUAGAUUGUUUUUGAGAGUUGCAUUUAUUUGUGUUUACGCUCUCGUUUGCGACCGCAUUCAAAAAUUAAUUCAAAAACAGCAGACAGUGAUUUUUAAAUUUCCCUCAAAAAAGUUAACCUUUGAUGAAAAGAUAGAGUUGGAAAGUUUUAUGAAGAUUUUAGGAUGGAAAGAACCAAUGAAAACUGUUAAUGAUUCUUAUAAGUUAGGAAUAUCGUCAAUGGCUGGACUUGGUCUGGAUAUUCUUGUCAACUCCAUGGUAGUAACUCAACUCUACAUAUUUUUAGAUCUUCAAUUAAAAACCACUUAA